Messenger RNA from Brachypodium distachyon (stiff brome), 731 nucleotides. RefSeq lists its product as uncharacterized. Lineage: Eukaryota; Viridiplantae; Streptophyta; Magnoliopsida; Poales; Poaceae. The record is from RefSeq and is a predicted model, not a curated record. The transcript has 5 exons. Bases 336 to 701 code for a protein of 121 amino acids.
CUUAUAUUAUUGCGUGCAACCAGGUGCUGUGCAGUCUGUUAUUCUUCAGUCAGAGUUGCAUCGUGUUGAGUUACUAGGCUAUUACCUGGCAUCUGAGUUCCUGAGGGUCCCCUCUCAUCAUCACUUACUUCUCCUCACUGGAGAAUCUUGCUGAUCAUAUCUAAAUGGAAGCGAGAGCUUGACUGGAUCACUCUCCUGUACUGGAUAGGAUCAUAGGAACAGGAUACACACAAGUGGUAAACAACGGCUUGGUCUUUCCAAGCAUAUGACUCUGCGCCGUAGGGUAUUGAAAUCCACCUAACUGUUUCCUGUGGGUAGUUGGCUACUUGGCUUUGAUGGUUCACACACACGUGUCACACCAGGAAAACAACAUACCUUUCAGCCUUAUGUCAUCUGCGUUAUCUGCUUUCAGGAGGUUGAUAUCCAACCCAUGUAAUGGACGGUUGAAUCGGCAUGUCUUGCCAACUCUCGUGCACCCCCUUAGUUAUUGCUUCCACAAUAAUGCUCUAACGUGCAGCAUGAUGCACUGCAUGCAAAUCAAUUCCAAGGGAACAAAGAAGCAGAUGGAGGAAAAAGUUGAUCUUGCCAAGAAAAGAGACAGAACACAGAAGCAGUUGUCAUGCGAUGAAAACCAUGGCACAUUUGGUAGCAUCUUGACACGCAGUUGCUUGGUGGAGCAACCUAUGACCAUUAGCUGUUAAUUUCCCUCCCUCUCAAGUAAUCUCUCCCUG